Chelonoidis abingdonii (Abingdon island giant tortoise) is the source of this 894-nucleotide messenger RNA. The record is from RefSeq and is a predicted model, not a curated record. Lineage: Eukaryota; Metazoa; Chordata; Testudines; Testudinidae.
AUGGCGAGCCACACACAUCUAUUCGGCGCGGUGAAGACGGCGCGCUGCGGGGCGAGCCCCGUUAAGCGCCAUCGCCCUGUCCCGCGGCUCUACGCGUCAAUAGGCAGAACCGGAGCGAGGGACGCGGCUCCCAGCAGAGCUGCUCGCCCGCCUCCUCUCUCCGCGGCGCGGCCAGGAGCUUGCGCUGCCUCGGGGCGGGUCCCGGGGAAGGGGCGGGGGCGGCCUGGCACUACAGGCUCCAUUUUGCGAGUGCAGAGGCAGCGAAUUGACGGCUCAGAAUGUCAUACCCAGGCUAUCCCCCUUCAGGCUAUCCUGCUUUCCCUGGAUAUCCUCCUACAGGACAAGAGUCUGUUUAUCCACCUGCUGGUCAAUAUCCCUAUCCACCUGUUCCUGGAGGCUUCCCUCCUGUGGGAGGUGGUGCAUAUCCUGCAGCACCACCGAGUGGUGGGUUCCCAGGAGCUGCAGGAUACCCUGCACCUGGAAGCUACCCUGGAGCUCCGCAACCUGGAGGGGGCUACCCUGGAGCUCCCCAACCUGGGGGGAUGCCAUCUUAUCCCGGAGCUCCUACAGGUCCUGGGUUUGGUGUCCCCCCUAAUGGAUCUAGCUUUGGUGGUUAUCCUCAACCUCCAUCUCAAAGCUAUGUGGGAGGUGGACCAGCACAAAUACCAGUGGGAUACCCUGGUGGACAAGUACCUUCCCCAAUGCCUAGUCAGGUAUGUAUUUUACUACUUUCAUAAUAAAACUGAGCACUACAUUACAGUUUUAAUGGGGAAAAUGACAGUCUGUCUCUUUACAAUAGUUCUGGGUGGGUGGGUGGUGGGCAGAGAAGGGGAGAUGUUGGCAGUAAUUCUGCAGGCAAUGUUACAGUCUGUUCAGUAAUAGCCCUUUAUGUGU